Molecule: messenger RNA, 2365 nt
Organism: Tauraco erythrolophus (red-crested turaco)
Lineage: Eukaryota; Metazoa; Chordata; Aves; Musophagiformes; Musophagidae
Source: RefSeq, a predicted model, not a curated record
AUGGAGAAAGUGGCGAUCUCCAUUUCAGGAGGAGAGAGCUGCGAGGAGUGUGCUACAUUAUUUUCCCUUUCUGUGUUUCAACAGGCCUUGAACAGGGGCAUCGCUGCUGUCAAGGAGGAUGCCGUGGAAAUGCUGGCCAGCUACGGGCUGGCGUACUCCUUGAUGAAGUUCUUCACGGGUCCGAUGAGUGACUUCAAAAACGUAGGUCUGGUGUUUGUGAACAGCAAGCGAGACAGGACCAAAGCGGUUUUGUGCAUGGUUGUGGCUGGCGCUGUAGCUGCUGUAUUUCAUACCUUAAUAGCAUAUAGUGAUUUGGGGUAUUACAUUAUUAAUAAGCUGCACCAUGUGGAUGAAUCAGUGGGAAGUAAAACUCGGAGGGCCUUCCUUUAUCUUGCUGCCUUCCCUUUUAUGGAUGCCAUGGCAUGGACCCAUGCUGGGAUUCUGCUGAAACACAAGUACAGUUUCCUAGUGGGAUGUGCCUCCAUCUCAGAUGUCAUAGCUCAGGUUGUUUUUGUAGCCAUUUUGCUUCACAGUCACUUGGAGUGCAGGGAGCCUCUCUUGAUCCCAAUCUUGUCCUUAUACAUGGGAGCACUUGUCCGAUGUACCACAUUAUGCCUCGGAUACUACAGAAACAUACAUGAUGUCAUUCCUGACAGAAGUGGGCCUGAAAUGGGAGGAGAGGCUACAAUACGGAAGAUGCUGAGUUUCUGGUGGCCUUUGGCAUUAAUUUUGGCAACUCAGCGAAUAAGUAGGCCCAUAGUCAACCUUUUUGUCUCCCGGGACCUAGGUGGCAGUUCUGCAGCCACAGAGGCAGUGGCGAUUCUGACAGCUACGUAUCCUGUGGGACACAUGCCGUACGGCUGGCUAACGGAGAUCAGAGCAGUAUACCCUGCUUUUGACAAGAAUAACCCCAGCAAUAAAUUGGUGAACACCAACAGCACCGUCACAGCAACACAUAUCAAGAAGUUCACUUUCGUUUGCAUGGCAUUGUCCUUAACGCUCUGCUUUGUGAUGUUUUGGACGCCAAAUGUGUCAGAGAAGAUUUUAGUUGACAUAAUUGGAGUAGACUUCGCUUUUGCAGAGCUGUGUGUUGUUCCUUUGCGCAUCUUCUCCUUCUUUCCACUUCCAGUGACUGUCCGAGCACACUUGACUGGUUGGCUGAUGACUCUGAAGAAGACAUUUGUGUUGGCACCCAGCUCAGUGCUGCGGAUUAUCGUCCUCAUCACUAGUCUCAUUGUGCUGCCUUACUUGGGAGUUCAUGGAGCCACUCUUGGAGUAGGAUCCCUUUUAGCUGGUUUUGUAGGAGAAUCCACCAUGGUUGCAAUAGCAGCCUGUUACGUCUAUCGGAAACAGAAAAAGAAGCGGAAUGAGAAUGAAACAGCUACAGAAGGUGAAGACUCUGCAAUGACCGACAUGCCUCACACAGAGGAAAUGACAGACAUCGUAGAAAUGAGAGAAGAGAAUGAAUAAUAAAUGGGAUGCAAUUGUUCUCUGCAGGGACGAUUGGAGUGACACUUCGGCAUCUUGUCGUCUCUCAUACUUUUUUGUUUGUUCGUUUUUAUUUUUGUAAUAAAGAGGCCUUGAUUUAAAAGGUUUCAGAUAAAUUCUCUAGCAUACUGAGUAUGCUCUCACUGAUGAGGGACCUAAAAAGAGGUCUUUGCUUUUUUUUUUUUUUCCCAAUUGAAUUUGUUUUCUCACUCCAUGCAAACAUAAAAGAUACAAUUGCAUCACUGUAGUCUUCCUUACUUAUGCAUCCACCUUCUCUGGACAAUCUGCAUUUGUCAACCAAAGCCCUGCUCUCUGUGCACGUGUGUGCGCGCGUGCAUGUGUGCACGUGCUUGCACGCACGCACACGCACGCGUACCACUGGCUCAGUGCUACUGCCAUAAUCCUACUCCCUCCCCUCUUUCCUUUUCCUUCCUUUUCUUUAUGAGAAAUGUAAAGGAAAAGAAGUUUGGAAUACAGAGCUUUAUUUUACUUGCUUAAAAAUGACUUUGCUACAUGAACUAAUACACUAUGGUGAACUAUAUCUUUUUGUUUGGCCUCAUCUCUAGAGCUUAUACUGCACAGGGUACAAGACAGGGAGGAACGUGUAAGUCUCCACAUACAAAGUGGAGAAAAACACGUUCCUCUCUCAUGUUAAAAAGUGUGUGGAUGUGUAUAUACACACACAGGUACAUAAACAGAGACAUACAUACAUAUAUAUUUAUAUAUAUAUGCAUACGAUAAAUAAAAUACAUACAGGACAAGAACUCUAUUUAGCUUUCAUUCCAUGAGAAAGACAGUAAUCUUUUGAAAAAUGUAAACAUUUAAUUCAGAAUUUUCUUGAAUCCUUAAGCCCCACUUUACGUAUCGUUUUCUUUAG